AUGUCCGCUCCCGUCGCACGGGCUCGACAGUUGGGGGCCCUCCUGUUCCUGGCCCUGCUGGCGCUCGCCUGGCCACAUGCCAGAGCCAUGAAACCUACUCCCGACAAGCCCAACAACAAUUACUGCUCAACCGACACCCUUGCCGGGUGCGACCGACUCCGCGAUGCCCUGGCCACCCAGCCCGACUAUCGGGUCGGGGAUGUGGUUCGUGUGUCGUUGUUGGCCGACAACCCCGACCUCGGGCCCCUCUUCGCGGAGUACUUUGUCACUGUGGACAAGCUGGCCGUCCUGACCAUCCCGGAGUGUGCGCCCUCCUCAUGCUCCGCGCCCGGCUCCUCCAGCGCGCCCGGCUCUGCCAGCGCGCCCGGCUCUGCCAGCGCCCCCGGCUCUGCCAGUGCACCCGGCUCCUCUAGCGCGCCCGGCUCCUCUAGCACCAAUGUCGCGGCCAGUCCAGAAGAUCCCCGAGCCCUUGCUGGGGAGACGGACGACAAUCUCCGCUGCACAACCUCGUGCAUCGAUGGCGCAUGCGGCGUGGAGGCCCCGCUGAAUGACAGCCAGUGCGAUGACAUCUGCGACAUCAAGGUUUACCUGACCUUUGAAGGCCUGGACCGGAACAAGACCCGACUGACGUCGGCCGGUGAAUACUCCCUCAGCACCAUCCUCGAGUGGUGGCCCUUCGAUGUGGAUGCCUUUGUGGCGCGCGCCGCCCGCGCAUGGCGGGGAGCCGGCUUCGCCGGGUUCGGCCACGCCGGCGACACGCUGCUCGGCUGGUGGGACCGUCUGGUGGAUGUCCUGCCGUCGGGCGGUGUGCCGGCCCCGCCGCAGGAGUAGCUCCUGGCCCGUCCUCCUUCUGGUGCGGGCCAAGGAGCCGAGCACUGAUGCUCCUCUUUUUGUGCCCCCCCCCCCCUGCCAGCCGCGAGGAUGUGCUCCUCGUUGCGCGUCCGAACAAAGACCCCCCCCCCCUUUUCUCAA
Messenger RNA from Fonticula alba, 972 nucleotides. RefSeq lists its product as hypothetical. The coding region runs from base 1 to 831 and encodes 276 amino acids. The transcript has 4 exons. The record is from RefSeq and is a predicted model, not a curated record. Lineage: Eukaryota; Rotosphaerida; Fonticulaceae.